Penicillium mononematosum is the source of this 1146-nucleotide messenger RNA. RefSeq names its product RIX1/PELP1 family protein. Gene Ontology annotation, biological process: rRNA processing. Gene Ontology annotation, cellular component: nucleus. NCBI's taxonomy places the organism in Eukaryota, Fungi, Ascomycota, Eurotiomycetes, Eurotiales, Aspergillaceae. The transcript has a single exon. The record is from RefSeq and is a predicted model, not a curated record. The coding region runs from base 1 to 1146 and encodes 381 amino acids.
AUGUGUAUUAUCACACUAACUCGUAUUUUCCACCUCACAUACCAGUACCCAACACUUGUCCGUGAAAUAACAACCCCGCAGCUUCCGGGAUUCAUUACUGCCGCCUUGAACUUGGUCUCUACCAUCACGAAGACUUCCUUGGGCUCAAUUAGAAAGCCGAAGCCUAGCACUCCUUUCAUGGAAAUUGUCCUGCACGCCCUGUUGGAAUUGAUCCCAAGACAUAUUACCAUCUUCCGUCCGUUUGGUGCCCAGCUUCGAACUCUCCUUGCCGAAGUAAUUGGCUCUUCUUCGCCUGCGUAUUUCCCGGGGCAUGUGAUCGACGCAGCUGAGCAGCUGCUUGUCUCUCUCCACAAGUGCGCACCCAAGGAUCAGGCGGGUUCCGGAUGGAAAGAUGAUUGCAAGUCUACCAUUUUGUCCAUUCACCGAACCACAGACCACGUUUUCCGAGCCGUUGUAGAGCAGUGGGAGUCUGUCGAUGCGACUCUGAUGCACACACGGCCAAACUAUAGCCAAGAAAUGGGUGAUGGGAGCUCAGAUGGCCUUGGACUUCCAGGUUGGAGCGGAUUGCACUCGGGCGUGGAUAGGUUGAUUGCACUUCUGCAGAUUCUUUCUGGUUUCAUCUCGAUGCCAUCCGCAGCUGCAGUUGCACUUCCCAUUGGCUCUAUCCUUGAUCUAACCUCCCGACUUACUUCUGUUACUGUUCCGCCCAAUGGCGCCGCGUCAUCUCAAUCCGGUAUUCAGUUCAACCAGGAAAUCAGCCGUGACGAGCGAGAGGCACUUUGGAUGGAGCUGCCUCGCAUUCACAUUGCAUGCAUGGGCUUGCUUUCCAACGUUGUGGGUAUAUUGGCAACCAGCGCAACCGCAGUGACCCACACUAUUCUAGAGCAGGCUGUGUGGACUUUCAAGGGCGAAAGGUUUAAUAGAGACCUGCGUUCGGCAGUCUAUGGUCUGCUUCGUUCUCUGGUGCCGGUGAACGGACCUGCGAUGACGAAACAGAGCGUGGUGUCUCUGACAGACGUUCUACGCUCCUGCUGCAAUGAUAUAUUGCCGCCGACUGGAGAUUCCAGCUCCACGGCAAAUUCGGGCUCUGAUUCUAAAGCAAAGUCAAAGGGCGGACAAGGGCAGCCAAUGCGGACGCCUUUCUGA